Molecule: messenger RNA, 3058 nt
Organism: Anthonomus grandis grandis
Lineage: Eukaryota; Metazoa; Arthropoda; Insecta; Coleoptera; Curculionidae
Gene: alph
Product: protein phosphatase 1A
Exons: 9
Coding region: 262-1380 (372 amino acids)
Biological process (GO): negative regulation of stress-activated MAPK cascade; protein dephosphorylation
Cellular component (GO): cytosol; nucleus
Molecular function (GO): manganese ion binding; magnesium ion binding; protein serine/threonine phosphatase activity
Source: RefSeq, a predicted model, not a curated record
GUCACUGUCAAAAUCCUAUUUUUAGCGAAGCGCACGCGUCCUUCAAUUUCCGCCAUUUUUAUAAUUUAUUUGUUGACUGUGCACAAAAAUAGGAAUUUUCAAAAAAAUCGGGUGCGAUCAUGGAAAGUGGCGUGCCUCUACAGUGAUUCGACCGUGGGGGCCUUGCAGCGUUCGAGCGGUGUACGAAAAAGAUGAAAUUUCGCUAGGAAAGAAGCAAGUCUAUAAAAUACGAAAACCACAAACAGUACCUAGUAAAUUGAAAUGGGGGCAUUCCUUGACAAGCCAAAAACAGACAAGUUCCAAGAGGCUGGUGAAGGCAAUGGGCUUAGAUAUGGUGUGGCCAGUAUGCAAGGCUGGCGGGUGGAAAUGGAAGACGCGCACUCUGCCCGUUGCGCAGGCCUCGGCAGCGACGAACGUCUCCGUGAUUGGUCGUACUUCGCCGUUUUCGACGGACACGCAGGCGCCAGAGUGUCUGCGCACUGUGCCGACCACCUCUUAGACGCCAUCGUCGCGCAGGAGCAGUUCGGCGAGGACGUUAUCAAAGGCAUCCGACAGGGAUUUUUAGAUUUAGACAACAAGAUGCGAAACUUACCGGAAAUGUCCUCCGGCGAGGACAAGUCCGGCACGACCGCGGUGUGCGCAUUUAUUUCUCCCAAAGGAUUGUUUAUAGCGAAUUGCGGCGAUUCUAGGGCAGUUCUUUGUAGGAACGGCCGUCCCGCAUUUAGUACGCAAGACCACAAACCCGGUUUACCUUCGGAACGUGAUAGAAUCGUAAAAGCUGGAGGAAGUGUUAUGAUUCAGAGAGUCAAUGGUAGCUUAGCCGUUAGCAGAGCCCUAGGGGACUUCGAGUACAAAAACGUAAAAGACAAGGGUCCUUGCGAGCAGCUCGUAUCACCGGAACCGGAAAUUUUCGUGCAAGAGAGAGACGAACGAUUGGACGAGUUUCUGGUGUUGGCCUGCGACGGUAUUUGGGACGUGAUGAGUAACGCGGACCUGUGCGCGUACGUUAGGAGUCGUUUGCAGGUUACGGAUGACCUUAGGGAGGUCACCGGACAGGUUAUCGAUACUUGUUUAUUUAAAGGCAGCAGAGAUAACAUGUCCAUAGUGUUGGUUGUAUUUCCGGGAGCGCCACGGCCCUUUGCCGAGGCGAUCCAGGCGGAAAAAGAGUUGGAUGCCACCCUGGAAAGGCGCGUUAAAGAAAUCAUUGAACAGAACCGGGACAUUGAUUAUUCUCAGUUACUUUUAAAGCUUGACUCUGACUUUGAGAUCGAGGGACUGCCCCCCGGAGGGGGAUUGCAUUCUAAGCGGGGGCUCAUUGAACAAUUGUACAAACAAAUGCUACCUGACCGAGCAGAUACAGACAUGGACACUUUCAACUAGUAAGUUAAGCAGGACGGAUGUUAUAAAUGGUAUUCAGUUGGUUUGUAAAGUGAUGAUUAGUUUUAUUAUUUUUUUUUUUGUAAUUUAGGUUGUGAUUGGGACUUUUACAGGAGGUAAGGCAAAAACAAAAAAAAUAUUAUUGAAUGUUUUCUGGCUUAGAUAUUUCGUAAUUUUUUAGAAUAUAUAUCCUAGUCAAGGCAUUGGUUUUACUUGAAAGUUACAAUUGCUGCAUUACUUUUUUAAACUUAUAAAAUAAAUCUGUGGAUUUACAGUAAAUUUUCAAAUCCUAUUGUCUACAUUUACAAAAUUUGGAAUGUCUUGCAUUAAAAAUUCUUUCAUUGUUAAGUGUUCUUUCAUAAAAUAGAAAAAAUUGUCAAAUUGUAAAGCUAAACCAAUUAAGUGUCAAAUUACCUUAAAUUUCAAAUAAUGUUAUUAAAAUCCAUGCGGCUCUUGAGUUCUAGUGAAUCUUAAAUAUAUCACAACCAAUAGUGAAAAUUAAGUAUAUCAAAGCUAUGAAUAGUCAAUUGUAGAAAAACAAAACUAUAAAUCUUAAAUUAACUUAACUUCAGUGUCUCUAAUUUUCUUGUUCUUUGUUAACUAUGUUUGGUACUAGAUUUGACACAAAAAUUGGUUUACCUAAAUAGCGAUUUAAUAAAAGCUGUACGUCCGCAGUGUAAUUAUUAAUUUACCUAUUUAAUGUUUGUAUUUAUUAUAAUUGUUAAACUAUUUUAAAUUUAUAUAGUCUGUUUAAUUGUUACGCUAAAUUAUUAUAUAUACCCAAUAUCUAAUUAUUUAAAAAUCAUUGAUGUUCGUUUUAUACCAAUCAAGCAUGUUUUCAUAAGGUCCAAUAUAUACCUAUUAAUAGUAUUUGCUUGCCAAUACUGCAAAAGUCCCAAACGUCAUGUACUUGUAAAAAAAACUGAAUUGUACCUGUUUUAAAACGAACUUAAAUAUAAAUACAAUAGGGUAAAUCAAUAAAAACUAAAAAAAGUUUUUUAUUUAUUGGUUCGCCCUCUUUGUAAGUUUAGAGGUGGAGAUUUAUCCUUACCCAAGCCUUAAUCGUGGCUUGACUCACACGGAUUUUUGUUUGAGCAUAUCAAAUUGUUGGUUCUUAAGGCGGCAUACUUAUUAUACUUAAAAAGUCUCAUGUGUGUCUCAAGCCUGUUUUAUUGUUCUUUUUUUUCGUGCUAAUUGUUACUUAUUUUGUUCCGAUAUGUCUGGUGCACAAAUAAUCUGUAGUGCAAAGACAAUAAUUUUAUUUGUUAUCGAUUUUUGUUUCGCAUUUGAAUAAAACACACACACUCUAUUUUUCCUAUUUAAAGAUAUGUACAGAAAUACUUUAUUGAACGUGUUUUUAUCAGGUCGAGGUUAGGCCAGUGACACAAUUUAAUAGAUUUUGUAUCGGUGUUAAUAGUGCUCAUAGUUUGUCAGGGGAUAAAUAAUACUGGGGGUGUAAAAAUUAUUUUUCAACACCCUGUAUACAAUUAUAAAAUUAAUAUACAUAUAUAUAUAUAAAUAGGUCGAUUGGUAAAAUGUACAGAUUAAAAUUUAAUGUCGUUUAGCUCGCACUAGUCCGUUGAAUCUAUAUUUUUAACUACUUACAAACAUGUAAAAAGAUCAGGAUGUGUCUGCUGUAUAUUUUAAGAUAGAAAUACUCUAAGUAAAAAAUAUUUAAGUA